Molecule: messenger RNA, 2802 nt
Organism: Aquila chrysaetos chrysaetos
Lineage: Eukaryota; Metazoa; Chordata; Aves; Accipitriformes; Accipitridae
Gene: NCF1
Product: neutrophil cytosolic factor 1
Exons: 10
Coding region: 1620-2702 (360 amino acids)
Biological process (GO): superoxide anion generation; respiratory burst
Cellular component (GO): cytoplasm; NADPH oxidase complex
Molecular function (GO): superoxide-generating NADPH oxidase activator activity; phosphatidylinositol binding; protein binding
Source: RefSeq, a predicted model, not a curated record
UUAGUGGUUGUGUAAUUUUGCCUCACAUACAGGGAAGUCCCCAUGUUAAAAUAAUACGAAACCAAAUUUAAAUGACCAUGUUUCUGAUCUCAACAGCUGCAAAGCACCAUACUUGAGAUUCAGGGGAAAGCUAAGCUUAGUAUUUGAUUUUUUUAAUGCAGCCAGAGCAAGCUUUUGUCUUUACAGCUAAUAAGGGCAUCAGGGGCUUUCCCUGUGCCACGGUUUGCUGCUGAUGAUCAGUGGGAAGAGCCAGUGUUAGCUCCACUCAUGGUUUGGGGCUACUGCCUGCCAGGAACAGGGACGCAGGUGCUGCCUUGCUGACUAAGACAUCUCCACUCCCGGUUGAGUGUGGGUCUGGGCUUGCUUUGAUGACUAGCUUGCGGUAAGGUGUUGGCCUGCCGGGGACACGAGCUGCACCCGAGCACGGGCUGCCAGAGGAGAGGUAGCGGAGGGAGUCAGGGAUGGGGCCGAGGGCUCGCGUCCGGGCGGCCAGCUGGAGCCGGGCUCCUCCCGAGCAUCCCGUGGAGAGCGAGUCCCGGCUCUGUCGGGACAGCCCAGCGCUGGCACCCGUGAGGGUGCCCUUGCUGGGGACAAAAGUACUCCGGGGUGUACCUUUGCCUGCGAGCAGUGUGAGAUUGAUAACCUGCAGCCCUUGUGUCCCUCCAGGCCUUUCUGCUCCGAGCUGGGGGCGGAGGAGGAGGAUGCGGAUGCUGGUGCGCUGCCAUUUCAGAGGGGCUUUGCAAGGGACCCUUGUGCUCUCCCAGUGGGAGGCAGAGGUCCAUCUCCAGCCCACCCUGGGGUUUCCCCAUGCCUGGGGUCCCCCGUGGCCGAUGCUCCCACACAGCCCUGCGCCCGGGUAAGGCAGCGAGCGGAGCUGCGGUGCUGGGGCUGGCUCGGGUCCUCGGGGGCUGCUCAAGGGAGCCUUUUGGUGGCAGAUUUUGGGGAAGCCACAGGUGACUGUCAAGAAAUGACAAUGCAAGGGCAGGACCUCUUGUGUGCGCAGCCUGUGGCUGCCCCAUCCUGCCUGUGCUGUGCUCCCAGCUUCCCUGCCUGCCCUGGGAGCACAGGACAGUCUCCCAGCCGUACAGAUGACAGUGCUGCUGUCCCCGGGCUCAGGGAGCACAUUACAUACUUCAUUCAGCCCAUCUAGCUCUGCUAGGGAGGGUAAAGACUCCUCUGGUUGCCGUUGCCAAGGCACUUGUCCAUCCUCAGCCCUCUGCGAAACGGGUGCUGGAGCACCCUGUGCCAUCACAGGGCAGUGCCAGCAGUCAGAGGGGCCGCUUGGCUAACGGGGCAGCUGCCCUGGCCCUGGCCCUUCACUGUCCUCUGAUUUGAGAGGUGCCUCCAGGGCACCCCCGAGGCCUCCCUGCUGCCCUCCUCCUUCCCAGCCCUCGAGCCGCUGGAGGGGCUGGGCUGGAGACUCCCCACGGGAAACACCGACUCAAUACAAACCACAGCGGGUGAACAAUUAUGGGUGUCAUUGCAGCAGGACUUCCGCUUUCCCGCGGGCUUUAACAGCGGAGCAGAGCUGUGUGAAGGCAGAGGAGAGGGGAGGACGCCGAGACGCCUGGAGAGGCAGGAGCAGGGGCCGGAGUGGGACGCCGUGGCCAGGAGCAGCUAUGGGGGAUGUCUUCAUCCGGCACAUCGAGCUGCUGGGCUACGAGAAAAGGUUUUUCCCCAGCCAGCACUAUGUCUACAUGUUCCUGGUGAAGUGGAAUGACCUCUCCGAAAAGGUCGUCUACCGCCGGUUUACCGAGAUAUACGAGUUCCAUAAAGCGCUGAAGGAGAUGUUUCCCAUUGAAUCUGGGGACAUCAACAUGGAGAACCGGAUCAUCCCACACUUGCCAGCACCGAAGUGGUUUGACGGGCAGCGCUCGACGCAGAACAGGCAGGGCACGCUGACUGAGUACUGCUACGCGCUGGUCAACCUGCCCCACAAGAUCUCCCGAUGCCUGCACGUGGUCAACUUCUUCAAGGUCCGUCACGACGACAUGAACCCUGUCACAGACAGCCAAACCAAGAAGCCCGAGGUCUUCCUCCUGCCAAAGGAUGCCAAGAAAAACCCCACCGACAUCACGGGCCCCAUUGUCCUGCAAACAUACCGAGCCAUCGCCGACUACGAGAAGAGCUCCACAUCCGAGAUGGCUCUAAAAGCUGGGGACAUGGUAGAUGUCGUGGAGAAGAGCGAAAGCGGAUGGUGGUUUUGCCAGAUGAAGAAUAAACGGGGCUGGGUGCCAGCUGCCUAUCUGGAACCAAUGGAUGGUCCUGAUGAGUCUGAAGAGCAGGAGCCCAACUACGCAGGUGAGCAGUACAUUGUCCAGAAAAGCUACACAGCCGUGGAGGACGACGAGCUGACCCUCAAGGAGGGUGAUACCAUUGAAGUCAUCCACAAGCUGCUUGAUGGCUGGUGGGUCAUCAGAUCCACCAUCCGAAAUGCGAAGAGCAUCCACAAGCAGAGCCGGAAGCUGAUCAGCCAGGAGACCUACAGAAGAAACAGCAAGAAGUACAUCCAGAGCCGGAGGAACAUGAAGGAAAACUUGCAGAACAAGGCCAAAGUCCUCAGGUCCAUGACCUUCCCAAGGGAGAGCAGCUUCUUGCACAGACCUAGAGCUGGGCUCCCACCCAAGCAGAGCUUCCAGCCAGGAACCGAUGGGCUCAUCUCACCACCCUGGCCUCCAGGGAAGACCAUCGCACACAGCUGAGACAGGAGGAGAGGCAGGAACUUUGGUGACCAUUACAUGAACGUUCACAUGAAGGUGUGGGGUGGUGGAGAGCUCUGACACAUCUGUAUGUCCACUUUAC